CGCGCGUGCGGGCUCUUUUAACUCGUGCACGGCCCUACGACUUCGGCACGGCCCUUAUUGCGACUCGCGAUCGGGGCGUGAAAAUCAAUAACGUGCUUGCGAAAAGGAGAUCUCAGGCAUUAACGGCAGCGCGGACCGGACCAACGAACGAACGUUAACCUCGCACGAUCGAAUCAUCCUAAGAAGAUAGUUAAAUAAAAACCCAGUGGAAGGGUUUUCGGCAGGCCUCAUUGACGACAAUGAUAUUUAUAGAUGGGAAGUACUUAUUAUUGGACCUCCGGAUACGUUAUACGAAGGUGGAUUUUUCAAAGCACAUUUACAAUUUCCAAAAGAAUAUCCACUUAGGCCACCAAGAAUGAAAUUUAUAACUGAAAUUUGGCAUCCAAACAUCGAGAAAAAUGGUGAUGUAUGUAUAUCGAUUUUACAUGAGCCUGGAGACGAUAAAUGGGGCUAUGAGAAAGCGUCGGAACGGUGGUUGCCAGUUCACACAGUCGAGACUAUUCUCAUAAGCGUUAUUAGUAUGCUCGCAGAUCCAAAUGACGAAAGUCCAGCUAACGUGGAUGCUGCCAAAGAAUGGCGGGAGAGUUAUACAGAAUUCAAAAGAAAGGUGGCAAGGUGCGUCAGAAAAAGCCAAGAGGAGUGUUUGUAGGGGAUGAAUAAAUAUUCAACUGGAAAGACUUAUUUAAUUCUGGCAAUUUUAAUUCAGGGAAGCCGUAAGCACUGGAAGAAAGAAACCGAUGCUCGACAUAAAGCUAACGGAUAACAGUGCCACUAAAAACGGAUUAAGCCUGACCCAUCCUUACGCUGAGAGAGGGGAAAGGAGCGUGUGAAAAAACUAAGACAAAUUCGCACGUCUCUAUUGAAUCAAUUAAAGCCACACCGUCACCGAUGUACCAUCCAUCGAUAUAUGAAGAUCAUGAAGAGAACACACACACACAGCCUCACCUUUUUCAUAAUAAACAGCUAAAACUAAUUUACACGUAUACAUAAUGCAAAAAAAAUCAUCUGUACGAUUAUUACCUUAAUAUUAAUAGUUAAUGUAAACUUAACUUCCCCACUUCUCCUACUACCCCGACCCACGAUAAAUCCCAUCUCGCCCUCCGCCCGAAGAAACAAAAAAAGAAAAAAAAAAAAAAACAAAAAAAGCAAAAAAAGAAAAGAAAAAAAAACACAACAAGAAAGAAAACAAAACCUUGUAAUUUAAAAUAAUACGUUUAUGUUUAUCGAUCAAUAAUAAUUCCGUAGUGUCGUUUCGUAUUUUCUUACUUUCGUAAAUAUAUAUAAAUAAAUUUUUGUAAAGUUCGAAAAACGGGAUAUACUACAAUCGUUGAAUGUAUAAUGUCAGCAAAAUGGAAGAAGAAAUACAUGCGAAUUAAUUGUAAACUAUUGCGAAUGAAAUAUUGUCAGUUAAUAAUAAUAAUAAUAAUAAUAAUAAUAAUAAUAAUAAUGAUAAUGAUAAUGAUAAUAAUAAUAGACAGCGUAUUAAAAACGUAAAGAUGUAAAAACAAAAGAAAAAAGGAAAAAGAAAGCAAGAAUGUCAAAUUUCGCAGAUUCAUGCGUUGCCAAAAUAAUGAUGAAUUCUAAUCGAAGUGAUGAUAAUAAUACUAGUAAUAAUUAAUAAUAAUAAUAAUAUUAAUAAUAAUAAUAAUAAUAUUAUUAAUGAAUGAUAAUCUACCAUUGUCAGCUAGCGAACAUUUCACGUAAGAAUUGGAUACAAUUUGUAUGAACUUUUUAAUGGUGCCACCCAAAUUGACAAAACAAGUCGCUGUUUAUCUUCUUCCCUUCUUUUAAAUCUGAAGUUACGAUUCUACGCCAUAGGGGAAAAAAAAGAAAAGAAAGAAUGAAAGAACAAAAAAAAAAAAGAAAAAAAAGACAAAAAACAGGUUUAACUUAAAAUCGAAACGAUUUUUGUCCAAUUUUACAUCAUUUCGUAUUGUCAAUUAAAUAUUAAAAUUGAAGUGCA
Molecule: messenger RNA, 1963 nt
Organism: Vespa crabro (European hornet)
Lineage: Eukaryota; Metazoa; Arthropoda; Insecta; Hymenoptera; Vespidae
Gene: Ube2g1
Product: ubiquitin-conjugating enzyme E2 G1
Exons: 6
Coding region: 356-649 (97 amino acids)
Biological process (GO): protein polyubiquitination; proteasome-mediated ubiquitin-dependent protein catabolic process
Molecular function (GO): ubiquitin conjugating enzyme activity
Source: RefSeq, a predicted model, not a curated record